UCGGUGAGCGUUCGUGCGGUGCGCUUAUUGAGUGGCGAUUGGUUUCGUUUACAAGUUAGACGCGUGUCGCGCGAAUAUUUUUGCGAAAAUCGGGCAAUGUUUUUCCCGGAGUGUGGUGCACAGUGUUUUGACCCUUCGGAUGCUCUGUGAGGAAUUAGGGUGGUGAUGUUUGCAUACUCUAUUGUGUGGUAUUGUGUUGCUUCGAAGCGGAAAACGUGAAAGAUAUUUCGCAUUGAUACGUGAAAUUUUAAGGUCUGACCAGUAAUCAGCCAACGGGAAUGCAAAGAGGUCCAUAGAUGCUCGCUGUAAUAGAAGAUUUUCAGUGUAACUAGUUGAAUUCAAAUGCUAAAGUGCUAAAGUUGUCUGAAUUGUGUGUUUUGGGCUUGGCAUGGCUGUUUUGAAAGUUUCAAAGUGAAUUUUAUUCAACUCAGUAAUCAGUUUUGUCCCAAACAAUUAUUUUUGUUUAUAUCACAAACCAAAAUCGUGAUAUCCCAUUGGUUCUGUGUAAGUGAGAGUGCCCUUGCGAAACGAAAUUGGAGUGCUCUAUUUGGUGACCGUCAAAUAUCCGAAUACUAUUGUGCAAGGGUCAACAUGUGCUGGAUGGGAGAGAACGCAAUCAGAUAGCGACAUAAAGAAGGAAGAAUGUUCAAGUCUGAGAAUGUGUAGGUUUAGAUGCGGAGAAUCGAUAGUCCUACGACCUAUAUGUAGCUACUAGUGAACGAAAGCUUCGACCUUCUACCUGCUAGUGGAUACAAAGCAGUGCACCACGUGAAAAGAGAAUUGUGCGGUUUUGGGAGCACGACAAUCAGGCCUGCUUAGUGGAUAUAGAGGUUGAUAUCAGUCAGUGAAGUGUCAAACCACACAGAAAAAGGCCGAUAGAUAGUUGUUGUUCAAACCCAGUGAAGUGACAAAUCAAGUGUCGGUACCUGAUAUUGAAAGCCUCAACCAGUCAACGCAUCUCUAGAUUGUAGAUUGUGGAGCAGCAGCAGAAGCAGAGAUGAGUGAAAUUGGCUUUCGUUUGUCGCCGUCUUCAUGAGAUAAGAAGAUUGUUUCUAGUGUUUAUUUUUGAUACGAAGCGAGCAAUUUGAUACUCUCUAUACAAAGGCGAAACGUAGAAGAGAUUAAUAUUCUGUGUAGUGUUGUUGUGUGAUUCAUAGUGUCGUACAAGAGUUCUUUUUUGCAAUUACUUGCGUUCCCUCAAAUACACGAUGACCGGUUUAUCUUCCAACAAAGUGCAUUAUUUAGUGUACAGCUUAAAUCUCGAAGAAGCCUAUAGCCUUUAGGGAUAACUCGGUUUGCGGUGUGGUCAUAGUCUUUCCUGGGACGUGCUUGGGAUUACUCUGGAUCAUGGCCGAACAAUCGAAGCGCCAGAUUCCGGUGUGUCCACCGUUGCCGAAGGAUUUGGUGAUGGCCAGCAGUAAGUUGCGGCCACCUCCGCCGGCAAUCAAGUUGGAGCAGCAGCAAGAAGAUGAUCUGCUGGUGGUCCGGUAUGAAAACACCGCUUCGGUAGAUCGCGGGGCGGACUCCAAUGCGGUUUCGGUUUCCUUGGAGCACAUUCUGAAAACGUUUAAUGCGCCGAUCUCGGAAGAUCAGGCCUGGGCACUGAUCUACCAGGCGACCCGCAUGUUCAAAGCCCGGCUGCAGGAGACCGGCUGUCGGUUGCGCGACGUGCGGCUGCCGGUCAAGACGAAACAUCUGAACGUGCACAAGGACGGAAGCUGCUUCGUUACGGUCGGCGAUGAAGACAAAGACCUAUGCGUGGCGUCAUCUCAGAAAAAGAUUCUGCGAAAACUUGGGGUUGUCGUAUACAACGCACUUGACUACAACCUGCCCUCCAACGAGUACUGUCCUAUAUCCCACGAACUUGAUGAACUAAUCGACUACAUGACAGCUGAAGACAAUGACGAUGAAGGAAUCGAGCAUGAUUCCGAAGAACCGGUAACGGAUGAGGAUGAGGCUGUCGUGGCGGAUCACAUAGAGGAGGACGACGAGGAGGACGAAGAUCGACUCCAUCACCAGUGCAAUGGUGAUGGCGGCGGUGGAGGUGGUGGAGGCGGACUAAGUGAUUCCAAUCAUCAUCAUCACUCAGAUAGCAGUAGUAAGCGGAGAUCGCAUCUCGAUACCAAAGAAUUGGAUCACGUGCUAGCGUUUUGCUCAUCACGUGUAUCACCCUCGAAACCGGAGGACCACUAUCGGGCCGUGUGCCGAGCGUUGGCCACCGAAACCCUAGAGUUAAGAACGUUCCUACAGCGGGUAUGCCAGGGCGAUGCCGAAGUGCUGCGACUCAAAGCCCAAGCCGAAACCUCCGGCAAGGUGUUGGAAAAGAUACACUUCAACGAUUGGCCGGACGACUUCAGGAUUUGGCAAGCCAUACAAGCUCGCUUCUGGAUGCAAGUGGUAGACGAACUGCGGCGGGGAGUGAGGCUGAAAAAGAUCAACUUCUCCCGAACGCCGAUCGAGUACGAACUGACGCCAUACGAAAUCCUGAUGGAGGACAUCCGGUCCCGAAAGUACAAUCUGCGCAAAGUGAUGGUAGACGGUGACAUACCGCCAAAGGUGAAGAAAGACGCACAUGCCGUUAUUCUGGAGUUCAUCCGAUCUCGACCACCGUUACGCAAGGCCUCCGAGCGAAAACUCGCACCACAACCCCUGAAGCGAGUGGCUUGCCCCCGGGAGCAACUGCUCGAUUCGAUCCGAAAGGGACGAGUGCUGAAACCGGUGCAUCCUAAGCUAAAAACAAGACGCGUCGCGUCUAUGCUUUCCAUCGUUUUCCCAAUGUCAUCACAUCAUGUCAUCAACAUCUUUUUACCAACCACACAAGUAGAUAGUGUAAAGAAAUCAUGUGAUGAAAUGGGAACCAGCAGCAGCAAUAGUCAUCACCAUCAUAGCAGCACAAAUGGCAGCGCAGCAGCGUCGGCAACAACGUCAACUGCAAGCAACAGUGCUGCGGCCAGAGCCUCGGCGAUAUCGGCCGCUAUGUACACUAGCACGCCCCGAAACACCCUAAGACUGAUACCGGUGGAUUUUUCGUUGUUUGAGGACGACGAUUUCAUAAUCGACACAGCGCCCAAUGGAGACCACACGCUCAGUGGCAGCAGUCGGUCACAUGGUUCCAGUGGCAAUGGAGGAGGUGGCGGUCGGUAUGCCACUCUUGCGAUCACCGGUAAACGAGGCCUUCCAGCGGCAUCAAGCAGUAGCAACGGUACAGCAGCUGACAGUACAAAUCAUCGGCACAUCAAUAACGAGAAUAACCAGAACAACAUCAACACCGUACUGCGGCGGACAAAGAAUAUCAUUACACACGACGAGUACCAUAGGUUCUGUGAUAAAGCACUCGAAACAUACGAUCUUGCCACGCAAUGUGAAUCGCGUCGAGCAUCCAUGCGGCGUCACACCAUCAUCGGUUGCAAUCAAAACUACAAGCUGGACCACUUGAGUAGCCACUCGAUGCCCCCUUCACGACCCGCGUCCCGACAAUCCGACCACGGUCAACAAAACCAGGCCCAACAGCCAUCCUCCCAGCCGCAGCCUCAACAGCAACAGCUAGAAUCCAAAUCCCAGAUGGUGGUGGCCGACCUCGUCGCGGGGAGCCAGAUCUCCUCGUUGGAUACGUGGACCAAGAGUUCGCUCGACGAGCACCAGUGGAAGGACACGUUCAACCUGAAUGAUCGCCUUUCGCUCACGCUGGAAGAAAUUGUACAUAUCCGAUCGGUCAUGACCAAGGCCGAACUGGAGAGCCUACCGGUAGACGUGCACAUCAAGGAGGACGUCGAAAAGCGGAAGGUUUGCUUCCUGUGCUUGCGGACGCGGUUCACGCUGUUCGCGCGAGGAAUCCUGUGCAAGCUGUGCCAGCGGACGGUUUGCAGCAAGUGCAACCAGAAGAUGCGAAUACCUACCGAACAUUUCAGAAAUGUUCCGGUGGUGCUGCUGUCGCCCUCGUUGAUGAGCAGUCCCUGCACUUCGAACACGCCAUCACCCAGUCACCACGCGCACGGAGGAUGCGGUGGAUCUGGUCCGCAAAGUUGGUCGGACGAAACGUUCAAGCGGACGCUGAUGGAGCGGCUAAUGCCCGUGUCAGAAUGGAAGACUCGCAACACAGUCGGUAGCGCUCCAUCAUCACCAAAGAAUCAACGUUCGGCUUCCAGCACACCGGGCACCAGCCUGCAGGGUGAGUCCCUAUCGCUUCCACUGUCCCAGCCGGUGACGUCAGCCACUACGAACGGUGCCAAAGAAAGUACAACAUCCGUAACGAAUACCAACGGUAGCAGCAGGUGUUCGAUCAUGUCCCGCAGCAUGGAAGGACCGCACAGUUUACCGCCACAAAGCUCUGCCCGGCCGCACAGCAACAGUAGCACACUGGAUCGAAGCUCUUCCAGGAACCGAUUCGCCAAAGCGUUCACCCUAUCUGCGGCGGCCACGGCACCGGGCACUGCCAUCGAUCCGCAGAAGGAGCGACUCACCGGGGAGUUGAUGGCCGUCUGCAACGACUGUCGCAGUUUGGUGCUGGAAAUCAUUCGUUCCUCGCGACAGACGCGAUCAUCCGCGCAGAACCAGGCGUUGCGCAACCUCACGUUGGACCUUUCGCCCGUCUACAAACGCUAGGGCAUCCAUUAUCUGCAGAAUCGUGCAGAAAGCAGGUGCUGAACUUGUGUCGGAGAUGUGUUUGGUGGAUAGCCUAAGUUUCGUUUUCGUUCCCGUCGUACCGAAAUAAAAAAUGCGAAAAAUCAAAUUUGAAGCUUCCAAUACGAGAGAAAGUUGCUUGAAUUCUUUAUAUUUAUCUUAUUUAUUCUGUAAUUUAUUUCAAAAGGUUUCUUUAAUUUUUCGAAAAUGUUAUUAACGUUUUAUUAGAAAGAGUAUAUUUCUUGUUAACAAAUUUGAUUAGACUAAAUCAGGUCUUCAGAGCAAUUAGUCUUCAAAACCCCAUUCAAGGGACUGAGUUAUCUCUUAAAAAUUGUAAGACGUUCAAUUGCUACUUUUUAGGUUUGAUUUGAAAAAUUAUGUUGAAAUAAUAUCUGAUAUAUUUUUAAGUAUUCUGGUUGUGCGUUCAGGCACAUAUUUGAAUUUGAUUUUUCGCAAUUCGGUGUAGCUUCUUGAAAUUUAGACGAAAUGGAACUUCCUAAAAAGGCGAUGCUUGUUAUAAUGAUUUAAUUGUUAUUGGGUCCUGGGAUCAAUUGUACAUUUGUCCGAGCGAGCAACAGUGGAGGAUAGGAAGAUUUGUAAUUAUAAAAAAUGUAUGGAAAAGUUGUGACUUGUUGAAGUAAUAAAACAGAACGGAAUUUAAAGCAAUCACCAUCACAUUCAGUUUACCGGAAUGGUACACAAAUUUAAAGCGAUACGCAGAAACGAUUAUUUAUUUUCGAUGAACAAUUCAUAUGUCAAAAACCUUGAUUCAAUUGUAUGAAAUCAUAAAUUCUUCGGUCCCGUUUCAUCAAUAUUACUAAUAAAUCCAAUCGUUGACAAUGCACAAUGAUCCGAUAAAUCGAUAAUUUUAGCAAUCUAACCAAAUUCUCUCUGUUGUUGAUUUAAGACGUAUAUUUUCAGCGAAGAGUUUUGCAUCGUCGUGGAUCCUUACAUAGGUUUUGAUUUUGAAUAAUUUAUGGUUGAGUACCAUCGUUCUGGCAUUACGUCCCAACUAGGACAGUGCAUGUUGAUAUCGUGUGGCAGGUACAAAGAUACUCUAUGCCCAGGGAUGACGAGAAAAAUUAUAUUACGAAAAGAGCCUCGACCUGCGAGAUUCGAACCCACAAUCUUCAGCUUCGUCAUUCAGUAAUUCAGUAAGGCCAUACAUGAGGCAACUAUCCCUUUAUCAACUGUUACAGUCAUAUUGUUUAAUUUGAGAAAAUCACUUCAAACAUACCCUUCAAAAUCAAAAUUUGCUUGUAAUUCUCAAAGUUUCACAGUAAUCGGCGUACUCUCCAGCGAAGUUGUAAGUUUUUUAUUUAUCCAUACACAACUUUAUUGCUAGUAACUUGAAGAAAUCAUUGAUUAAAUAAUGGGAAAAAAAAUGAAUUUUAGACUCGUUUUUUUCUCUCUUCUCUAGGCAUAGGAAAGUAUGGAGAUCUACAAUUGUAGAUCUAGUUGAAACCUACAACUUUGCUGAAGACAGCAGGCCAACAAUUUUAUUUUUUUUCUUAGUCAUCUGCAAAUUUAAUGUGUUCAAAGAUAUUUUUAAGUGAACUUACUCCGUGAAAAAAAUUUAAUUAUUGGGACCUUGAGGUUUCAAAAUUUUUUCAUUUAAAUUUGCUUCUAACUUUUGAAUGACAAAAAUUAUAAACUUACAAUGUUGAGCAAAAUUGUGUACCUAUCAUUACAUCGUCUACAACUCUUAUGAAAGCCUCAAAACUCAAAACUAAAACAACUGAUUUGUUGGGUGCCAUCUAAAUUUAUAUACUUUCGGAAUCGAAAUACAGAACUCAAAUGAAGUGUUAGAUCAAUAGUGUUUUCAGCAAAGUUGUUCAGAAUAACAUUUUCUGAAUGUUUGCUGAAAAACGCAACGACAAAUUAUCUAAAACAUUAAAGUUUUAUUCAAAAUUCAAACCUAAAUGUGGAUCACAAUAUCCUUUUUUUUUCUUUAAAGAUUCAAAACUCAAUUACGAACAAAUCCUCUGAAGACAUCAUUAAUAAGAACAGAGAAAGGUUUCUUCCUGCUAAAUAAUCGUAUCGACCAUUGUGCAAUGUUCUAUGAAACUAUAAGAAGAAAGUAUCUUAGAAUGAUGUUUAGUGGUCCUCCAAUAUGAAACUCACUUGCUACUCAAGUCCAACUUAGCAACUUCAGUCAUGAAUAAAAUUUGCAACCCGAAAUAUUAAAAUAAUCACAAACUCAAUCAGAAACAUACCACACAAUUCUGCACCAUCAGACUCAACUCCAUGCGCUCUAACUAUUUUAACCAAAUAUUUGUUCCAGACAUAUGGCAACAAAGUUGACUCACAGAACUUAAAACAAUCUCUGUUAUAAUAAAACUCACAUCUAACCUCCAAAUGUCAUGGUAGCUUUAUUGGAUUAUAUCGAAAUUAACAAAUUUAUGUACUGUACAAUGUACUCUCCUAGGUGCGGUCCUUUACAAAUUUGGACUCAAACGUAUUUUCCUAUAUCAAUCCAACUUCUACUGGUAUAGGAGUUGUUUUGGAACAUUUAAAUUUCCCAUAUUCUUUCUAAACACUGAUUCUCUCCAAACUUUUUUAUUUGAUUCAAGCCUCGAUUAAUUCUGAAUUCGAAUAAAUAGCAUAACAAAGAUACUCAUAGAAAUAAAAAACAUAAAAAUAUUGAGAGAGGAGAGUAAAGUUGCUAGCCAAAAACAGACACAAAUAUAACAGCAACUACCGUUAGAAAUAAUCCCCAUUCGUUAAGCAUUAUUAAUUUAGUUUGCGUAAAAAAUAUCCAUU
This is a messenger RNA of Aedes aegypti (yellow fever mosquito), 7383 nucleotides long. RefSeq names its product protein spire (gene spir). Bases 1348 to 4602 code for a protein of 1084 amino acids. The record is from RefSeq and is a predicted model, not a curated record. The transcript has 17 exons. Gene Ontology annotation, biological process: polar body extrusion after meiotic divisions; Golgi vesicle transport; actin filament network formation. Gene Ontology annotation, cellular component: cell cortex; cytoplasmic vesicle membrane. Gene Ontology annotation, molecular function: actin binding. Lineage: Eukaryota; Metazoa; Arthropoda; Insecta; Diptera; Culicidae.